Molecule: messenger RNA, 2296 nt
Organism: Aspergillus versicolor CBS 583.65
Lineage: Eukaryota; Fungi; Ascomycota; Eurotiomycetes; Eurotiales; Aspergillaceae
Product: putative C6 transcription factor
Exons: 9
Coding region: 36-2183 (715 amino acids)
Biological process (GO): positive regulation of transcription from RNA polymerase II promoter by galactose; DNA-templated transcription
Cellular component (GO): nucleus
Molecular function (GO): RNA polymerase II cis-regulatory region sequence-specific DNA binding; DNA-binding transcription factor activity, RNA polymerase II-specific; zinc ion binding
Source: RefSeq, a predicted model, not a curated record
CGACAUCGUACGACGUUUCAGCCCAAGCUCACCACAUGGAGUCGCAUGCCCGGGAGCAGUCUCCCCGCCCAGCUCCAGCUAUCAAGCGUCGCAGGGUUGCUCUCGCCUGUGAUUCCUGCAGGCUCCGGAAAUCACGGUGCGAUAGUACUCGGCCUCAGUGUUCCUCGUGUGUUGAGCUGGGUUUUGAAUGUGUCUACAGACCUCCGGCCACCGCCACGAAUGUCAUCGUGCAAAAGGAUUAUUUGCAAUCUCUUGAGUCGCGGGUGUAUCAGUUGGAGAACUCGCUAUCGACCGUCAAGGAUGAUCUGAGCCGGUUAUCUUCUCGCGUUUCUCAUGGGACUGGUUCCGAGCCAAUCUCUUCUGGGUUUGACCACAAUGCGCGCCAACGCACUCCACUGCGUGAUCUCGCCGGCACGGAGGACUCUGUGGAUGCGAUGGGCACGAUUACCCUAGCGAAUGAGGAAGACUCUGGGUUCUUUGGUCCUUCGUCGAAUGUUGCCUUUACGCGUCACCUAUGCAGAGCCAUCGGGCACUGUAACACGCUCGACGGAACUGCUCCAGGGCUACUUGCCGAUACCCCGACGUACGACGGCGGCUUCGUCAGUGCCUCUCGGCCCCCGUCACCUCCCGGACGGACUGAUGGUCUCCGAUUUGACCGGCGUGGAAAGGACACCUUCAAACUACCACCAGCUUCAGAGACUCUCAGCCUGAUCAAGCAGUAUUUUACCAAUACUGGCCUGUUGUUCCCAUAUAUACAUCCACCCACGUUUCUCCAGACGUACGAGGAGAUGGUACGGGACAACUUUAAACGCGUGCGCCGGACAUGGCUGGGGCUGUUGAACAUGAUCCUAGCCAUGGUGACAAUCACAGCCAGUCCGUCUGGUGCCCCGGCCAGUACACGCAUCGCGGAGUCCGAUGUAUUCUACCAGCGCAGUCUCAGCCUGUGCCGGGAUGAGAUUCUACGUGGGACAACACUAGAGGUUGUCCAAUACCUACUUCUCAUGGGCCAGUAUCUGCAGGGAACGCAAAAGUCGGUUCAAGCGUGGACUGUGCAUGGUCUGGCGGUUAAGGCGGCGCUGCAGCUUGGACUCCACUCUAAGGAUGCUUCAGGGGCGUUUUCCCGGCUUGAGAAGGAGACAAGGCUUCGCACUUGGUUUGGUUGUGUGCUGCUGGACAGAACUCUGUGUAUGACAUUUGGUCGCCCGGCCGCCAUUCCGAACAGCUAUGUUAAACUUGAACUGCCCGCCGGGGAUGUUUUAGUGGACACAUCUCCAAUGGUCGACGAGCAGACCUCUUCUCUGAGUCUAUCCUUGUAUAAUGCAACCAUAACCCUCUACAACCAAAUUGCAAAAGCCAUUGAUCUACUCUACGGCCAAAAUCUAGGAUGCGACCCCCCAUCAAGUGUCAGCGAAAUAAUUGCACACGUGUUUUCUCUCGAGCAGGAUCUGUUCUCCUGGGAAAGGGCGCUGCCUGAAUCCGUACGGCUACUCAGCCUCGAUCAGAUGCACCAUCUUCGAAAUACAACUGCAUCAGAGUUUGACCUUGUGGCGCUCAGAUUCCGGAUUAUACUCACACUGCGAUACUCAAAUUUCCGCGUCCUCUUGCAUCGGCCCGUUCUUGUGCGGUUUAUUGAUUCCUGUGGCCGGUUGCAGUCGGAUCCACAGCAGCUCCAGCUCCUACAGCAGCUCGGACUAAACAGUAUUCAGAUCUCAAUGGACUCCACCAUGCAGAUCAUUGAUUUUAUACACGACAUUGUCCAUCACACCGACCACCAGCAUAAGCUUCUGGGCGCAUGGUGGUUUUCGCUUUAUUAUACGUUCAAUGCCGCACUGGUCAUACUCGGUAUACUGAUCGUCUGCCGCGAGGGAGGAAUGGCAGGCCAGAUCGUCGGCGCAGUGGCAGAUAAGAUCAGAGAGUAUCCCUUCCGCGCAGCCGCCGCUCUAUCCAAGCUCGAUAGCGGGAACCGCAUGGUGGUUCGAUGCCGUGUUUACCUCGAAAGGCUCAUAAGCACCUCAGGUCUCUACAGUAUUGAAGAGCUUAGCGCCGGGAUAUCGGGCGAUUCAUCUCUGGGCCUUCCGUGCCCGCCCUCGUCUGACCUGGAUAUUUCCCCGUUGGGUGUGGAGUUUGGAGAGUUUAUGCUCGAUGGGAACUUGUUUGCGUCGCUUAACCCGCCCGCUGCGUAGACUGCUGGCGCAUGCACAGCUGUAUUAGUCCCUUUCGCCGAGCGGCGCAAGUCCAAGCCACGAUAUAUAAACUGGUUGCACUGCAUCUGACUGAAUAGAAAGUGAUUGAGAAC